Molossus molossus (Pallas's mastiff bat) is the source of this 1195-nucleotide messenger RNA. RefSeq names its product spexin hormone (gene SPX). Gene Ontology annotation, molecular function: neuropeptide hormone activity. Gene Ontology annotation, biological process: positive regulation of gastro-intestinal system smooth muscle contraction. NCBI's taxonomy places the organism in Eukaryota, Metazoa, Chordata, Mammalia, Chiroptera, Molossidae. Bases 49 to 276 code for a protein of 75 amino acids. The record is from RefSeq and is a predicted model, not a curated record. Gene Ontology annotation, cellular component: cytoplasm. The transcript is spliced from 4 exons.
CCGGGAUUGUAGAGACUCUUUGAGAGAAGGAACUGGACUCCUCAAGCUAUGCUUUACCUGAAGGGUGCACAGGGGCGCCGCUUCAUCUCGGACCAGAGUCAGAGGAAGGAGCUCUCCGACCGGCCGCCCCCGGAAAGACGAAGUCCAGAUGCCCAACUACUAACUCUUCCAGAGGCAGCAGCUCUGCUGUUAGCUUCCUUGCAGAAACCACAAGAAGCUGGAGAAGAAAGCCUUGAUCAAACGAGAUACCUGAAUGACAACCUGGUAGAUUGGUGAAUAUACACCCAAUUGCAUACAGUACAGUUCUGCCCUUGUUGAAGACAUGAACCAUGUAAAUAAAACUCGUGGACCCUUUGUACUUCAUUUGCAGUCUUAGGAAUAUGCACAACUAGUUUUAUUCUUCUAGGAGCAAAAGUAAGGUGGAGUUCUUAGCUGAGAAUAGCACUGCCUUUUUUUAUUUUUUAAAUUUUUUUUAUUGCUUCAAGUCCUGUUUAGAUUACCUUCUGUCUUAUUCUUGAAUUUUUUUUAGUGCAUUUACAAUGAUAAGACUGAAGACUCUUUACAGCAUUCUUUUUGUUACAGCAAAUACCCAUCUUGAUCUAAUAAUUAUUAGUUGUUGGUUUUCUCAUCUUGUCAUCCACUUGUAUUGUGUUGUCCCUCAGCGGGGACUCUCCAUCUCCUUUCCCCCCUUUUCCCACCUCCAAGGAGGGUGAAGGGGAGAACAUGGCAGGAUGAGAAAGAGUAGAGUGUGAUUCUCUUAGCAAUUCAUCCAGAAGAAAGUUAUGACUGGAAGGGGGAAGGGGUGGACAGGGAGGAAGCCCUGUGAUUAGAACACUUCAGUGCUGGAGCUGAGAAAGGGCCCUUUGGGGAAGCUUGGAGCUCCCCCUUGUGAUCUCGGAUCUCCCUGAAUUCAGUUUAGAAACAUGGAUCUAAGAGUUACUGGGAAAUAAGCAGAUGAGACACACGUUGCUCCUCUGUACGCUGUCCAAAAAGAACAAACCAGUUUUUUAAAGGUAACACAUUCUUCAUGGCUAAACAGACUGCAUAUUUUAUUGGCUAGAACUCUAGAUUUUAUUUGACAUCAAAACACUAUAUCAAGGCACCCUGAUAACAUAAGUGCAUGGUAAUAGGCCUAAUUUACUCCUUUUUAAAGUCAACGUGUGUUCAGUGCUAUCUGAAAAAUACACACACACAC